CGCGAGGCUUCAUACUUCACCACACACGUCAACACAAACCUCGAGACGCCCUUCUCAACCACGCGCUCAACCCCGAACCCAUAAAGACCAGAGGAAGAAGGAAGCGUCACUUUGACUCUGACGAGACUUCUUUGACAAACAUGUCCAAGCAACAAACCUAUCCAGAGGACUCUCUCAGGAUGGUUCUUAUUGGGAAAACUGGAGCUGGGAAAAGUGCAACAGGAAACACCAUCUUAAGGGAGAAGGUUUUUCAGUCAUCAGUUUGUUCCUCCUCAGUGACGGCAGUGUGUAAGAGAGUAGCAGGGAAGGUUCAGGGUCAAACACUGGAGGUGAUUGAUACUCCAGGUCUGUUUGACACCAAGCUGAGUCAAGAGAAGGUGACGGCAGAAAUCAUUAAGUGCAUCGCAUACGCUACUCCUGGACCUCAUGUGUUCCUGAUCAUCGUCAAGCCAGACAGAUUCACCAAAGAAGAAGAAGAGACAGUGAAGAUCCUUCAGAAGCUGUUUGGAGAACAGUCUGCACGUUACACCAUGGCCCUGUUCACCCGUGGAGACGAUCUGGAGGCAGACAACGUCUCCAUAGAAGACGUCAUUGGUAACAAUAAGGCUCUCAGAGCCUUCCUCCAUCAGUGCAAAGGAGGAUACCAUGUUUUUAACAACAGAAAGGAAGAUCCUGCUCAGGUCCAUGAGCUGCUGAAGAAGAUCAACACAAUGGUUGAGAGAAAUGGAGGAAGCUACUACUCCAACGAGAUGCUCCAAGAGGCUGAGAAAGCUGUAGAAGAAAAGAUGAGGGAGCUUCUGAAGGCUGAACCACAGAGGGACCAGGAUGAUGCAAGAAGUGAAGCAAAAGAACAUGUGGCUGAAAGUGGAGCCCUUAUUGGAGCAGGUGUUGGCGCUGCUUUUGGGCCGCUUGGGGCGGCAGUUGGAGCAGUAGUGGGACUUUUGGUUGACACACUGAAAAAUGUGUGUGUCAUACAGUAAUAUUUAAUAUCAAGGAGUCAUCAGCUCAUUGCAGCUAAAUGAAAAUAGUUAGAUACAAAUAAAAAAAUCGAAUCGUUAAAACAGUAUUUUAUCAUGUUUGUAAGGUCACUGUGACCUUGAGUGAUUUGUGAUUUGUGAAUGUGGGCUAUACAAAUACAAUUUGAUUGAUUGAUGGAGUCUAAGUGACAUUUUGUACCAAGUUUGACAAAAUUGCCUCAAUUUUGAGAUGUCCAGAAAGUGGACAUAUCAACAGACGUACGGACAAAGGGACAACCUAAUAACCUGAACCACCUGAAAAUAAUCAUGGAAACACUUUAAAUUUGAUUUGAUCUUAAUGUUUAUCAGAGAAUGUAUCAUCUGUCCCAGGAGAUGGUUUUCUACUGAAGAGUUUUACUAAUCACUACUCACGUGAUUAAUGACGUCACACACGGGUUAGGGUUAUGUGUAAUAUGUGAUUUAAAACCGGAGAGGACCUGAUUAGCUUAAAUGAUUCUGUCAUGAAAAAUUUGGAACAGUGUGAAUAGAAUAAGAUUUUUUUGGCCUAUGUCCACCAUCUUGAGUGUUAGUUAAUGUCAAGGAGCUGAGAUGACACAAACAAAUAAAGGUCGGUGCCUAAAUACAA
Pleuronectes platessa (European plaice) is the source of this 1602-nucleotide messenger RNA. RefSeq names its product GTPase IMAP family member 9. The transcript has 2 exons. NCBI's taxonomy places the organism in Eukaryota, Metazoa, Chordata, Actinopteri, Pleuronectiformes, Pleuronectidae. The coding region runs from base 141 to 980 and encodes 279 amino acids. Gene Ontology annotation, molecular function: GTP binding. The record is from RefSeq and is a predicted model, not a curated record.